Messenger RNA from Aspergillus alliaceus, 636 nucleotides. RefSeq lists its product as uncharacterized. Bases 219 to 569 code for a protein of 116 amino acids. The record is from RefSeq and is a predicted model, not a curated record. Lineage: Eukaryota; Fungi; Ascomycota; Eurotiomycetes; Eurotiales; Aspergillaceae. The transcript has a single exon.
CCGGCGUAUCUUGUAUAUGGGGUUUAUUUUUUUCAAGUCCAGUUUUCCUAUAUCUCUUGGGUUCAUCUGAAAACAAAAUCAAUGGAAGUUCAUGGCUAUUCGGGUGUUCCUGUGGUCUUUGAUGGCCUUUUUUUCGGUCCUUUGACCGUAGGUCAGUCCUUUGUUGGAACUGUUUGUCUGAUGGAGGAUGCCUAUUACGCUCGUCCGUUUAGUACUGUAUGAUGCAAAUGAGUCUAUUGAUAGAUAUGGAUGUAAUGACCCUUUCUCCUUUGCCUGAAAUAUGUUCUUCUAUAUUUACUUUAAUUAUGGUAUCGAGUGAUCUCAAACCGUGCACAACGAUGGGGCUUCUAUUCAUUCUUGAACGCAAUGCUAUUCUCAUUGAACUGUCGUGUUGUGUCUAUGUAUGUGUAUACGUCUCCUUGUACCUUAUUCUCUCUUCCUUUUUUCCCUUUUCUUUGAAUUUCCAGGCUUCUUUGGCUCUCCAAGUCAUGAUCAUUAUUGUUGACGGUAUAUCGUUCGUUAGGUACAUCAGACCAACAAUUCUUAUUCUUGAUAAAAACUCUCAAUGAGGUCUUGUCUGUAUAUGCAUCAGGAACCCUAAAAAUGAUGUGGUAUAUAGCGAGAAUUUCAAACAAA